UUGCGUCGCAUAGGUGUUCGCCACGUUGUUGAUCUCUGUGCAGCACCGGGAAGUUGGAGCCAGGUAUUGUCAAAGAAUGUAUAUUUUGCUGAGGAAGACGAGGAGAAAAGAAAGGAUAUUCGUAUAGUGGCAGUAGAUUUACAGCCGAUGUCACCACUACCCGGUGUUACUCAACUGCAAGGUGAUAUAACUGAGGCAUUAAAUAUCGCAACAUAUGUUUUGAAAGAAAAUGGAACAUUUGUGGCUAAGAUAUUUCGAGCACGUGAUAUUACCUUGCUUUAUGCCCAGCUGAAAUUUUUCUUCAAGCAAGUCCAUUGCGUAAAGCCGCGAAGUAGCCGACAAAGUAGCUGUGAAGCCUUCGUUGUUUGCAAGGAAUUCUGUUUGCCGGAAGGAUAUACGCCAACAAUGAAAAAUCCAAUGUUAGCUCCGGACUAUGAUGCUGAAGUGAACAGUCUUACGGGACCCAAUCGUAUUCUUGUCCCAUUCCUUGCAUGUGGCGAUCUAUCCGGCUGGGAUUCCGAUCGAACGUACGGGCUCGAACUACCCGAACUGCUCGAUGAUGGAGAACGAGAACGCUAUACAUACAAGCCUGUGGUGCAACCCCCUACGCAACCAGCAUAUAAAAAAGCUUGUGAAUUAAAAAAAGCGGGUAAACUCGCAAAACCAGAAGUAAAAGACCCGUUUAUGGAGUGCGAUGUUCCAUCGAAAAAAGAAACGAGCAAAAAAGAAUCGGAAAAUGCUGGCAAUUUGGGAAUCGCCGAUGAGCUAGCCGAAGCUUUUGCUGAAUGCUUCGCCUUCAUUGAAGACAGCUGAAA
This is a messenger RNA of Gongylonema pulchrum, 815 nucleotides long. The record is from the annotation of a GenBank genome assembly. NCBI's taxonomy places the organism in Eukaryota, Metazoa, Nematoda, Chromadorea, Rhabditida, Gongylonematidae.